Messenger RNA from Oppiella nova, 2605 nucleotides. NCBI's taxonomy places the organism in Eukaryota, Metazoa, Arthropoda, Arachnida, Sarcoptiformes, Oppiidae. The record is from the annotation of a GenBank genome assembly.
GUGUGUGUUGACAGACAUAACAGUAAAUAUUGGAUUGAAUUGAAAAUAGGUUUUGAUUGAAGACAUCGUCGGAUAAUAAGCCAUUGACCACACAAUCAACACUCAAUUGCUUGCUAUCUUUCAAUGACCACUCAUUCACUUCAUUAUCACCACAACUACAGAGUCUGAUGUGAUGUCUUCAUCAGAAGUGCCGUUAGAUUUAAGCAAUGAAUCCAAAGACAAGACACCCCAAGAAACCAAAUUGAGUAUUCACUCAAAUGUAAUAAACGGUGAAAACAAUACGAAAUCCAAGCGAAAGACACCAAAUGUGACAAAAGUUUUGCACAAAACUUCUCAACCGAUGACUAAGAGACAGAAAUUAGCGAACAGUAGUUCCAGUGCUGCAGAUGUGAACCCAUUGCAGAGGGGAAAGUAUGGCCUCAGACUACUGCCCCCACAAGUCGACUACUAUCAGUCAGUUUUAGAGGACCGACGCAUUCGCUCGUAUAAGGAGCCGACGCAAGCGAUACCGGAGUCCAUUAAAAACGAACCAAAAGUGGAGACAAAACAUAAACCAAAGCCGAGACAAACUGUUGGCAAAUAUGAAUUCGAAAUCGGAGACAUUGUUUGGGCAACGCUUCCAAACUACAAGACAUGGUUUCCGGCGCUCAUUAUCUCUCAUCUGCACUGUAAGCAAAAGGCGGCCAAAAAGGGUCAGACAUGGGUUUAUUGGUUCGGCGACCAUCAGGUCUCGGAAAUACACAAAUCGAAGAUAAAGUCUUUUGUACCAAACUUUUCGGAGUUAAGUAAAGGCACGUCUUCUCUGACGAGUCUCCGGAUGAAAGAAGCCCUUCAAGUGUUGGCCUCGAGAGCGGGCGUUGACUUUGAAUCGGACGCUAUUGUGGCCACGAGUAGCACCUGUACUGACGAAGAGAAAAGUGCUCUCAUUUCGUGGGCCAGAAGUGGCUUUCAAGUGAAAAGUGGAUUGACUCCUGAAACCGCCUUUAAAGCUGAUCCACUGAAUCCAAUACCUACUUCUGCGGCCUCUUAUUUGCCUUUGGAUUCUGUUUACUCGGAAUCUCUCAAAACUGAUGAAAGACUUCAGCAGAUAGUCUACUACGAAGUGGAGAGGACUGAGAGCACGGAUUCGCAAGAAAUACCCGAAUAUAAAGUCUCACAAAUCGACAGAAUUCAGAAGAAAGAGGUGGCCAUCGCUCGCAUUUGUAUCGCCUGUUGCUGUGACGCCGAAGCACUGGCCGGCAGUGAGUCGCGAGUACUUCUGGAACACCCCAUCUUUGAGGGCGGGUUAUGUCGACUUUGUUAUGACAAUAUUCGUGUAACGAUGUACGCGCCCGGCGAUGACCACAAGAAUUCUUUUUGUGCAAUUUGUGGACAAUUGGGAAAACUUGCAAUUUGUGAGAACGAGAUGUGUCACCGAGUCUAUUGUUUGAAAUGUAUUGACUUAUUGGUGGGUUCGGGCGUUCACUUAAAAGUCUUGGAAAUGGAGAAAUGGGAGUGUUUUGUGUGUAAACCUAACACACAAGAGAUGGGACUUUUAAGAGUGCGGACUAAUUGGAGAUUUAAUGUCAAAGCGCUAUUUGAUCCUCUCGUCAAUGGAUUGAAAUCUCUAAACACAAUACAAGAGCCAUCCAAUGAUAAGAAACAAAUCAGAGUCUUAUCACUCAUGGAUGGCAUCUCUUCUGCGAAAAUAGCUUUAGAAAAGUUGGGACUGAAAGUGGACGCCUAUUACUCCUCGGAAUCAAACACCAAUGCCAUUGAAAUCUCGAAAAAUUAUAACAAAAAUAGUGUUGUAUUUGUUGAUUCCAUUGAGAACCUCACACUGGAAAAGAUCGUAGCCAUGGGUCCCAUUGAUUUAGUCUUGGGUUCUUCGCCGCCAGAAUAUUCUUCAAACGCUUCCAUUCGUAAAAGUCUUAUCGAGAACAAAGGAAGCGGUCAUUACUUUUUGUACUUCAAUCAUAUCUUACAUUUGAUUCGUUUGACAAACAAAAGCCGACAUAUUUUCUUCUUAUGUGAAAACUCUAAUCCGUUGAGUAAUUCGCAGAGGGAUGUCAUCUCAAACUUAUUUAUGUGCAAACCCAUCACAUUAUUUGCUAACAAUUCUCCGCAUAACCGAAACCGAUAUUAUUGGAGUAACAUUCCUGGCAUUAAACGACCACUGCCGCAAACAAUUCAGGAGAAGUUCAUAAGUUUGAUAAACAUUUUAACACAAAAUAUCUCUCGAAAGACCACUUCAGACAAGAAAAGUCUGGAAAGCGAUUCGGAGGACAAGAACUUUGAACCGAAAGAGUUGGAAAAGUUGUUUGAAUUGCCUGAGGGCUACACUGACAUCAACUCAUUGGCCACAGAUACCAGACAAGGCCUACUGACCCGGAGUUGGUGUGUCUCUAUUCUCUCGCACCUGAUCUGGUCAUUGACUGAUUUCUUCAUCACUGAACAAAAAUCUAAAUGAUUUUUAUUUCUUUUCCAUUUAAUACUUAUAUAGAAAUGAAGACUUUUUCAAAUUUAAUCAUUUGUUCUGCAAUUAAGUCCUAAAAAAGUUAACUAAUUAUACGUUUUAAUAUAGAGUCAAAUAUGAAUGUAAUGAAACUCUGUUUAAAUUCCUUUG